Messenger RNA from Drosophila novamexicana, 1955 nucleotides. RefSeq lists its product as uncharacterized. The transcript has 2 exons. The coding region runs from base 1 to 1887 and encodes 628 amino acids. The record is from RefSeq and is a predicted model, not a curated record. NCBI's taxonomy places the organism in Eukaryota, Metazoa, Arthropoda, Insecta, Diptera, Drosophilidae.
AUGAAACCACAAGCUGCGCUCCAAAUUAUUGCUCUGACCACGCUCUGGACGGCUGUCCAUGCCCAGUCUGGAGAAGUGGAAACGGAACGGAUACAGCCGCGCACGACCUUGCCUUUGCUGCUGCUGCUCGGCUAUCCCUUGGCCUUGCCACAGCUGGACGUGGCUGGCAGUGUCGGUGUGGGCGGCGGCGGUAUAUUACCCGGCAUUCCCAUAAGACGACCACAAGAUGAGCCCACGAUAACACGUAUGCCACCUCAGGUGGCUGCCGAUGCGCCGCCACAGAAUGCACAGAACGAUGCCAGCCCAGAUGCCAAUGCCCAGAUACGUGAACAGUUCAUUCAGGGCGUGCUGCAGGGCCUACAAUCGAUGUCCGCCAAUGGAGGACCCGGCCCUACCAUACAGCCGGCUGUGCUGGCGGACCUGCUGCAGCAGGUGAUGGCGGCACAGACCACCAAGCCGCCGCCGCCAACGCCCCCAGCUGCCGUUGAGAAGGAGGCACAGCUGCCGAGCCACGAUGAUAGCAGCAAUGACAAUGACCCCGACUACGAUUACAUAGACUUUAAGAAUGGUUCACGCAUCAAGUACGAGCUGGAUGACGUGAAGUCGCCGGUGAAUAAAAAAUUUCUUAGGAACAUGUUAAUUGAUCGCGUUUGGCUUUUAUUGGUGCUGGCUGGCCCUGUUUGGGCUGAGUUACAAAUAAAGGUCCCAGCCUGGAACAUACGCGACAUUUUUCAACAAAUAGCUGGGACUGCAAGCAGCCCAACAGGUCAGCUGCAAAAGCAGCAACAUAAGCCUCAACAUCAGCAACAGGAACAGGACCAUGAACAGGAUAAUGAAAACUACAACUUCGAUUUAUACAACCCGAAUAACUUUUACAAUGAUUAUUGGAAUUACUAUAAUUAUUACAACAGUUUGGCCGCUUACAAUUAUUACUUGUAUCAGCUAAGUUUAGCUAACAGCCGGCCUACAAGACCAAGGCCGACUAUAAGACCAACUACGAGGCCCACUACAAGGCCAACAAGGUCCACAACUGCAACGCCAACUACUUCAACGGCUAUUCCAACAUCCACUGGAACGCCGACUACUUCAACGGCUAUUCCAACAUCCACUGGAACCCCAACUACUUCAACGGCAAUUCCAACAUCCACUGGAGCACCAACUACUUCAACAGCAAUUCCAACAUCCACUGGAAUGCCAACAACUUCAACUGCAAUUCCUACCUCGACUGCAUUACCAACUACAUCAACAGCUAUUCCAACAUCAACUGGAAGACCAACUACUUCAACAGCUAUUCCAACUUCAACUGGAAGACCAACUACUUCAACAGCCAUUCCAACCUCUACUGGAAGACCAACUACUUCAACAGCUAUUCCUACCUCAACAGCGAUACCCACCUCGACUGCAUUGCCAACCCCCUCAACAGCGAUACCCACCUCGACUGCAUUGCCAACCACCUCAACAGCGAUACCCACGUCAACUGCAUUGCCGACUACCUCACCAGCGAUUCCAACGGUUUCAGGGUUGACGACUUCCACGGCAUUGCCCACUUCAACUGAAGGCCCAACUUCGACAGCCCUGCCGAGUACAAUACCCCGUCUUGUCAACAACAAACUGGAUAGUUUUGGAAUUCGAACUCCUGUAUCCGAAGCCGAGGAUCAUGUAUUUGCACCCAGUAAUGAUGAUGAUAGCAUCGCUGACCUUGACAAUGGCACAGAGCAUCCUGGAGUUGCUUUAGAACCUCAAACGCAAUUUGUGCGACUAACUGACAAAAAUGGCAGGCCUUUGAUACUGUUAACACCCAACCAUAAGCCGCUGCGUCGCCGCCUCGUCGGUGCUCGCCCGGGCUACACCUACUACAAAGCCAGGCCGAGCACGACUCAGUUUUAGCCAAGUUAACUCGAUUAGAGAUCGUUAGACUAGAAAGUUUCUCAAGUUUGUGAUUGGCAAAAUAAGAU